Messenger RNA from Triticum dicoccoides, 3261 nucleotides. Its product is annotated as nucleolin-like. The coding region runs from base 1 to 2544 and encodes 847 amino acids. NCBI's taxonomy places the organism in Eukaryota, Viridiplantae, Streptophyta, Magnoliopsida, Poales, Poaceae. The record is from RefSeq and is a predicted model, not a curated record. The transcript is spliced from 12 exons. Gene Ontology annotation, molecular function: RNA binding.
AUGUGCAACCCAAGUUCAGUGACCGGUGAUGGUUUUUCCCCUUUCAUGAAACUGAUCGAAUCAGACACAUCUCCAAUCUCCACCCCCGCCGUUUACCACGACACCGAACCUCAACGCAGCAAACCCUCGGCGACCUUCCUCAUGCCUCCAGCCAAAGCCAAGAAACUCCGGCGGGCCGCGGCUGCGGCCGCCCCCCCAGAGAGCUCCCCGGCGCCCCAUCCGGUUGCGGCGGAGACCCCUCCCGCGGCCCCCACCCCAGAGAGAUCCCCGGCGCCCCCUCCGGCUGUGCCGGAGACCACUCCCGCGUCCGCCCCGCCAGAGACCUCUCCGGCGGCCCCUCCGGUUGCGGCGGAGACCUCUCCGGCGCCCCCUCCGGUUGUGGCGGCGACCCCUCCCGAGUCGUCGGAGGCUAGUGUUACGGUUGCGGAGGAUGGUGGCGGGAACGACAAGAUGGCGGUGGAGGAUCUCGGUGAGGACCCUGAUGCGGAGGAGGAGGAGGAGGAGGACCCUGAUGCGGAGGAUGAUCCUGAGGACGUGGAGGAGGAUCCUGAGGACGUGGAGGAGGAUCCCGAGGACGCAGAGGAGGAAGCCGACGCAGUCGAGGAUGAUGAGGAGGAUACGGUGCUGGUGGCUGGGUCGGAGAAGACGGUGACUGUGGAGGGCGGUGCUGAGGAGGAAGCGAUGGUGACCGUAUCCAAGGAGGGCGGCGGUGAAGUUACGGGGUUAGAGUCUGCCGUGGUAGAGGAGCCCAAGGAUGCUGCUAUUGUGGAUGAGGGACAAGAAGAGGCAGAAGAGGAGGAAGCUGAAGAGGCAAUGGAAGAGGAUGCUACAGAGAUCCCAGGAGAUGGCGUCGCCCCAGAUGACAUGAAUGAACUAUCUGAAGAAGAACAUGAAGAAUCUGGGCAUGAAGGUACACAUGGGAAUAACGACGAGGGUGGUGUUGCCUGCCAGUUGAGUGUUGAUUCUGAGGCGCAGAAUGGUGAACUUGACUCCUCAUUGCCUACACCAGGUUCAGUUUCAGUGGGCAAUACUAAAGACUUACAAAUAUUUCUUCAUGGAUUGCCUAAGGAUUGUGCUGAGAAAGACAUUACAGAGGUCUUUUCCCAAUUCGGAGAGAUUGAAUCUAUUAAAACAAUUAGAAGAAAGAACGGCAUUGCAUUCGUUCGUUAUAUGAGCACUGAAGCUGCAAAGAAGGCUCUUGCCGAAUUUAAGGAGGGGGCUGAGGUGACAGGGGGAAGGGUUAAAGUAUCAGCUUCUAGAGGUGAUAAUACCCUUUACCUUAGCAACAUCUGCAAGAGCUGGACAAAAGAGCAGGUGCGAACCUCCUUGAGAAGUAUCGGAAUCGAUGGAUUUGAUAUGAGUUUACCCGUUGAUCCUGAAACUGGAGGACAAAACCGAGGGAUUACUUUUCUCAAAUUUGCUUCGCCUGACAAUGCCAAAGCUGCAUCUCAGCUGCUACAGCAACCGGAUGCAUUGAUUACCAUUGUUAGAAGUGUGAAGGAAUCUGCUCAAAUCCCUACAGAAUCAAGUCAGGAGCUUGCUAUGCUGCAGGUUAAAACAGUAUACCUCGAACAUGUUCCUCUUUCUUGGGAUAAGGGCAAAGUUAAAGAAUGUUGCAAAGCAUAUGGGGUGAUUCAGGAUGUUCACACUUUAAAGAAGUCAAAAACGAAAACUUCUUUUGUCGAAUUCUCAUCCAGGAAGAGUGCAUUAGCUUGUGUGGAAGGAAUAAACAGUGCCAAUUUUGGUGGUGAAGUUAAGCUGGCUGCAAGUCUUGCUCGACCACGUCGGGAAAUACAACUGGACAAGAAGAGUGCUAAAGGUGGGGUCAAGGUCAAUAGUGACGCAACUUCUAAAGACACCAACAAUUCUAUUAAGAAAAAGAACCAGAAUAGGGAGGUCGAAGUGAAGAAGGAUUCACCACAUAAAUUGCGAAAAGGUGAUGUGAGCAAGCUGACCUCACAUGUUGAUGCGAAAGUACCACAAUCAUCCAACCCAUCGAAAGGCAAACGGAAAGCUGGAAAGACUGAAAAUACCGCUGUAAUUGAAAGGGUACCAAAGAGAGCACGGAAGAAUCGUGGUGUUCUGACAAAACCUUCCAACAGAACAUCUCAUGGUGGUUAUGCUAGAGUUCCCCAUGCAGGAGAAUCUUCUGGAAACAUUAAACGCCCUGUGGGACCUCGAUAUGUAACUGGCAACCAAUCUUACCCCAUUGCGGGCGCAUCUUCCAGAUCUAAACCAAAUGCUCGUGACCUGGAACCUCAUGCUGGAUACAUCCCUCCUACAAAUCGUGUUCGUGCACCUGCAAAUCAUGUUCCAGUCACCUAUGUGUAUGAUCAUCCGAGAAGCGCACCAUCCACUAUCCAUCACAUUGACGGUCUUCCUUAUGCUAGAGAAAUAGCAGCUCCACCACCAGCCUAUGGGUACACAAGCAGUCCUCAAUACCAGGAUGGAUAUGCAUACGCCUACCUCCCCCCGCCUCAUCCAAGUGGAUCUUACCACUACCCAGGAACGGGCGCAUAUAGCCCUCGAAGGAGAUACUACUGACUAAAAUCCUAGUGCCAAGUCAAUGCUUUCAUCUCAUGUAACACUACAAAUACAGAACGUUUGCAGUUUUCAGGGACCCUCAUGUUGUUCUGCUAGAUGGCUGACGCUGGAAAGAAGUAAAGUUCAGUUUUGUCUAGGCGCUUAGGUCUUUGGUUUAUAUUUGAGUGAAAGUGCAUCAUUAGGAGAAUGACGUUUUGGAUCUCGGUCUCCAUGGAGGCUGAAUUUUUGAAAAAAAUCAAAAUUUAAAAAUUUUGGUUUCAAAAAAAUCCGAACUUUUUUGUACAAGUAAACAAGGAUGUGAGGCGUAUGUGUGUAAAAUUUCAUGAUGAAAUAUGUUGAAAUGCAACCUGUACAGAAAAGACAUUCAUGGCUUGGGAUGAUGAAUAGUAUCAUGUGUUAAAAGCCUCAGAUUUGUCUUUUUUCUUGCACAGCCUUCAUUUCAACGUAUUUCAUCUUGAAAAUUACACAUUUGUGCAUUAUGCUUUCAUCUAUCUUUGUAUUUUUUUAAGAAUUUUUUAAAAUAUGGAAAAUAUGUUUUUCAUGAAUUUUGAAUGUUGUAUUUGGAGGCCUCCAUGGAGCUCGGUCUUCAAAAGCAAUUUCUGCACCAUUAGUCCAUAUGAACUUGGAGGGGACGAAUAUUCUAUAAGACUGCAUAAGUUGUGGGCCCAGCACCAUAAACUCGUUUACAUUUUGGUCUAAGAAACUAUCAAGAGAGAA